Messenger RNA from Boleophthalmus pectinirostris (great blue-spotted mudskipper), 1769 nucleotides. RefSeq names its product RAD51 paralog D (gene rad51d). NCBI's taxonomy places the organism in Eukaryota, Metazoa, Chordata, Actinopteri, Gobiiformes, Gobiidae. Gene Ontology annotation, cellular component: Rad51B-Rad51C-Rad51D-XRCC2 complex; replication fork; centrosome. The transcript has 11 exons. The record is from RefSeq and is a predicted model, not a curated record. Gene Ontology annotation, molecular function: ATP-dependent DNA damage sensor activity; ATP binding; single-stranded DNA binding. Bases 259 to 1257 code for a protein of 332 amino acids. Gene Ontology annotation, biological process: double-strand break repair via homologous recombination; telomere maintenance; DNA strand invasion.
AGGUUCACGUUUUCAAAACACGGCAGCGCGAUCAGACUGUGGUAAAGUAACAGACAUUGUGCUGUGCCGUGUACCUUUUGGGCUUCUCUGUGUUUGUGUGCUGUCUCUUGUGUAAAUCUCACAUCUUUAGUGAACACAUCCGCAUCACUAGAGACAAACUGGCGCUGAAAUGGAGCCAGCGCUGGGCUAUUUCCGUUCUGUUUGGACUCUAAUAGUUUAGGGAUGUCCUAGCCCUCUGACCCCUGACCCCUGGAGAGCAUGGUGAUCCUGAGAGCCCACAUGUGUCCUGGCCUGGAGCUGCAGUUAGUGCGAGACCUGCGCGCAGCUGACAUCUCUACAGUGGAGGAGCUGGUGUCAACUGAUCUGGAAGUUUUGGCUCAGAAAUGCUCCGUCUCAUACAAGGCACUGUUGGCCAUCCGCAGAGUGCUCCUGGCUCAGCACACGGCCUUCCCUGUGUCUGGAGCAGAUCUGUAUGAAGACCUGCUCAACUCCACCGCCAUCCUGUCUACAGGACACCCCCGGUUAGAUGAGCUGUUGGACUCGGGGCUGUACACUGGGGAGCUGACGGAGCUGUCAGGAGGGCCGGGCACGGGGAAAUCCCAGGUGUGCUUCGGGGUGGCUGUGCACAUCGCCCUUCAUCUCAAACACGCCGUCAUCUUCAUUGACACCACUGGGGGCAUCACGGGCAGCAGACUGCAGCAGAUGAUCCAGACUGAGAGCAGCAGCCUGGAGGAGCAGAUGGCCACUCUGCAGAGGAUCCAUGUGUUCCGUGUGUUUGACGUGUUCUCAUUACUGGACUGUGUGUGCAGCCUGCGCCGCAGCGGCCUGCAGCCGGUGUCGGUGGGCGGGGCUUGUGUGCGGGCCAUCAUCAUCGACUCGGUGUCUGCGGUCGUCUCUCCUCUGCUGGGCUCCAGGCACACAGAAGGUAUGUCCCUGAUGAUGCAGCUGGCAGUUCUUCUCAAGGCCCUGGUCAAAGACUUCAGUGUGGCAGCUCUGGUGACCAACCAUGUGACCCGCAGUGUGGGCGGGGCCGUGCGUCCUGCUCUGGGGGUGUCCUGGAGCCAUGUUCCCCGCACACGGCUUCUGCUGGAGGGGCCGAGCCAGAGCGCGCACAGUCUCAGCUCCUGGAGGUCUGCCACGCUCAUCAAGUCCUCCAGACAGCCUUGUCACAUGAGAGUGGAGUUUGACCUGAGCUGGUGGAGUCGCUCUCAAGAAGCCCCUUCAGCCAAAAGAAAACACCCUGAGACCACCGGGUAACUGCCCCGGGUCUGCCACCUUCACUAUAUGGACUUUUACAGCAUCAUCACUUAUUCUGUUUUGUUAUAACGUGUGGUACAUACUGUGUUAGUCUAAAUCUGAACAUGUAAGUAGAGCUGCAUCUUUUAGUACGACUGCAAUUAUAUCACAUUUGAGAAAAGACUCAAACUGAAUUGAUUCGUUCAUGCAGCCAUGAAUUUCAGAACAUGUCUGUAGAGGUCUGAGCUACAUGAACAGUAAGAGCUUUCUAUGAAAAGACAGGAGUUUGUUGUUUACUAUUUGUAGCCACAGCUGUCCUGGGGCAGACUGACAGAAGUGUGGCUGCCAAUCUGCGCCAUCAGCCCCUCCGUCCACCAUCAUCUCACACACACACACACGCAUGCACACACCACUUUCUUCCUUGUAUAUUGUGCAGCCUUACCUGCAACGAAACAAAACAUUAUUUUUUUAAGGGGAAAAAAAAAAUUUCUCCUCAGUUGUAAAUGUGUUUUAACAUUUUAAUAAUUCAUGAC